Molecule: messenger RNA, 321 nt
Organism: Rotaria socialis
Lineage: Eukaryota; Metazoa; Rotifera; Eurotatoria; Philodinida; Philodinidae
Source: the annotation of a GenBank genome assembly
AUGGGGAGAGGGGGUCUUCAAAAAAUGACUUUUGAUGAUGGUCAAGACGAAGGAGUUAAUGAACCAAUAACAGCAGUAACUAGUUUAAAAUCAACUGGUUUAUGGAGAUCUGACAAUUGUAAAGAAUUAAAUGGUUUAAUGAAAACUCGAUCUAAAUUAAAAUAUGCAAUAAAUCGUUUGAAAACGAAUCAAGCUGCUCAAUGCAGAAUGAGAAAAAAUCGGCGUUUACGUAUGGCACGUCUGCUUGAUAAUCAUCCUGAAAUAACUCAAGAAAUUACAUCAAUUGUUCGUCAUACUACAUCCGGCAAACCUAGUCUCUAA